Messenger RNA from Parascedosporium putredinis, 1287 nucleotides. Lineage: Eukaryota; Fungi; Ascomycota; Sordariomycetes; Microascales; Microascaceae. The record is from the annotation of a GenBank genome assembly.
AUGAAGUCCUUCGUUGCCUUCCUCGUGCUGCUCCUCGCCGCUGUCGUGCAGGCCGUCAGCUCCGCGGGCAGCAGGCUUCUCGUGAUCCUGGACGAUGUCGCCGACAAUAGCGAAUAUUCGAAAUUCUUUGACGAUCUGAGCAAACGAGGAUUCAAGAUCACCUACGAGACUCCCAAGAGCGAAUCUCUCUCUCUUUCCAUCUUGGAGAACGAACCCCUCGGACCUAACUUGACACCCAACAUCCUCGUCGAUUUCAUGAAUGCCGAUGGCAAUAUCCUCGUCGCUCUAUCUUCCAGCACCACCACUUCAUCUUCCGUCACUGCCCUCCUCGCUGAGCUAGACAUCUCCCUCCCCGCUGAGCGCUCCGGCCUCGUCGUUGACCACUUCGACUAUGACACUUCCUCCGCCGCCGAUAAGCACGAUGUCCUCCUCCUCUCGCCCCCGAAAACCACCCGGCCCGGACAACAGCAGUACUUCACUCCGGAGACUACCGUCUCAGAGCUCAUCGCUUUCCCCGCGGUCUACAACCCCAAAGAAGAGACCGACGCUGUCGAUCCCCAGGAGCUCUUCGCCGUUGGUGAGCAGCUUGGUCUGGUCUCCGCGUUCCAGGGCCGAAACUCGGCCCGCUUUACCCUCGUUGGGGCUGCCGAGAUGCUCUCUGACACGUGGUUCGAUGCCAAGGUCAAGAAGACCGGUGGCAAGGCCGUCGGGACCUGGAACAGGGAGUUCGCCAAGCGCGUUUCCGCCUGGACUUUCAAGGAGAUUGGUGUCCUCCGAGUCAACUCCAUUGAGCACCGCUUGAACGAGCCUGGUGUCGAUGCUGAGCCUAACCCUAGCAUUUACAGGAUCAAGAACGACGUGACCUACACCAUCUCUGUCUCGGAGUAUUCUUGGGAUAAGUGGACAGCCUACCUCGUUCCCGACGGUGACGAACUCCAGCUCGAGUUCAGCAUGCUGUCACCUUUCCAUCGCCUCAACCUCAGCCGCGCCAAAAUCACCAAGGAUGCUUGCACCUACUCCGCCGCUUUCAAGCUUCCCGACCAGCACGGCAUCUACAACUUCCUUGUCAACUACAAGCGUCCCUUCCUUUCCAAUGUUGAGGAGAAGACGACUGUCUCUGUCAGGCACAUGGCCCACGAUGAGUGGGACCGUUCCUUCACCAUUACUGCCGCCUGGCCUUGGAUCAGCGGUAUCGGUGCCACCGUUGUCGGCUUCGUGGCGUUUUCUGCCCUUUUCAUGUACAGCAAGCCCACGGACCGUGCGGUUGAGUCAAAGAAGAAGCAGUAA